CCCAUUUUUCAGUACCAUAUCAAACUACUGUUCCUCCACUCCCCUGCCUUGCUAGCCCCGGCUUUUCCCACCAACCCUCUCAUGCUGCACUAAUGUUCAUGCUUGCUUUGAAACUUUUAAGCUCAAAAUGUCCUCGGGGAGUUCGUGUGUUGGCUUCAGGUGCUCGUCGCGGCGGCUGGAGAAUAUAGAGGAAGAAUGUGGGGGGAGUUGGGAGGCCGAGGAUAGUGCUCCACCUGAAACUCCGACAGAGACGAUGGAGUUUCUGGCAAGGUCAUGGAGCCUCUCUGCCAUGGAGCUCUCUAAAGCCCUCUCCAACACUACUACUACCCAUUUUGCUCGUCACCAUCUACACAAUCACAACUCGCCUGUCUCUUCCCUUGCUCAUCAUCAAGCUCCUCCUGUUCCCAAUUCUACUGGUUCCAGAAAUCAAACUCAACUUGAAGGAUUUCCUAGUGGGGGUAGUCCUCCAAUCUCUCCCAGAGGAAGUGAGGAUACAAAGGAACUGUUUCUCCUUCAUCAAGCACUCAACCCAGAUUUCGUAUGCAAUCAACAAUUAUUUAAAACUGGGCUGUACAGGAACAUAUUGAGGGGGAAGACAAUGGGGAGGUGGUUAAAAGAUCAAAAGGAGAGGAAAAAGCAGGAAAUCCGAACUCACAAUGCACAGGUGCACGCCGCUGUAUCCGUGGCAGGUGUUGCUGCUGCCGUCGCAGCACUUACUGCCUCAAAUGCAACCUCCCCCGAAACAUCAGCCAUCAGACAGAAGGCAGCCCCAAAAACAUCAGCUGCAAUUGCUUCUGCAGCUGCACUGGUAGCAUCCCAUUGCAUUGAAAUUGCAGAGGACAUGGGAGCUGAUCAUGGCCACAUCUUGACAGUCGUGAACUCUGCAAUUAAUGCAAGGACUAAUGGUGAUAUCAUGACUCUAACAGCUGGAGCAGCCACAGCCUUACGUGGAGCAACAACUCUCAGGGCAAGGUUGCAAAAGGGGUAUGGAGCAACCGUUGUUCUCGCUGAGGAAGAACUUGAAGAAGGCAAAGAACUAAACAUAUCAACAGCACUGAAUUUUGUUUCUAGAGGAGGAGAACUUCUCAAGCGCACAAGAAAAGGAGCUCUCCACCAUAAGCAAGUUUCUUUCAACAUAAAUUCAGAUUUCCAGGUGGUGGCCAAAAUGAAGAGCAAGUACAUGGCAGGAACAUUCACCAAAAAGAAAAAAAGCAUAGUCUCAGGAGUCUAUAGUGACAUCCCAGCAUGGCCCGGGAGAGAGGAGGAAAGCAGUGAGCAGAAGGCUUACUUUGGGAUAAAAACAGCAUACAGGGUAAUUGAAUUUGAAUGCAGAAAUAAAGGUGACAAACAAAUGUGGAUUGAUGGGAUACAGAACAUGCUGCAUUGUCGUGCUAACAUGACUUGA
Molecule: messenger RNA, 1405 nt
Organism: Malania oleifera
Lineage: Eukaryota; Viridiplantae; Streptophyta; Magnoliopsida; Santalales; Ximeniaceae
Product: VAN3-binding protein
Exons: 9
Coding region: 128-1405 (425 amino acids)
Source: RefSeq, a predicted model, not a curated record